UGGGGGCAAAGGUUCUGCUGCCGGCAGAGAGAAAGGUGUGGCUGGCAUGGGACAGUGUUUGAGGUACCAGAUCCACUGGGAGGACCUGGAAGAGUACCAGGCGCUGACCUUCCUGACCAGAAAUGAGAUCCUGUGCAUCCACGACACCUUCCUGAAGCUCUGCCCGCCUGGGAAGUACUACAAGGAGGCCACCCUGACCUCGGACCAGGUCAGCUCCCUGCCGGCCCUGAGGGCCAACCCUUUCAGAGACCGAAUCUGCAGAGUGUUCUCCCACAACGACGUGUUCUCCUUUGAGGAUGUGCUGGGCAUGGCGUCCGUGUUCAGUGAGCAGGCCUGCCCCAGCCUGAAGAUCGAGUAUGCCUUUCGCAUCUACGAUUUUAAUGAGAAUGGCUUCAUUGAUGAGGAGGACCUGCAGAGGAUUGUUCUCCGACUGCUCAACAGCGAUGACGUGUCAGAGGACCUGCUGACUGACCUCACGAGCCACGUCCUGAAUGAGUCGGAUCUGGACAAUGACAACAUGCUGUCUUUCUCAGAGUUUGAACACGCGAUGAACAAGGCUCCAGACUUCAUGAACUCCUUUCGGAUCCACUUCUGGGGAUGCUGAUGUGGCCACAAAUUCCUGACCUGGUGACUCCGAGGGGACCACUGGACUGGAAUCCAGCCCCUUUCAGGCUCCAGGGGACUUGGAUUAAAAAUAUGACUUUGUCCCUGUCCCGCCCUCGC
Messenger RNA from Myotis davidii, 723 nucleotides. It is a transcript of the gene CIB4, whose product is annotated as calcium and integrin binding family member 4. Gene Ontology annotation, molecular function: calcium ion binding. The record is from RefSeq and is a predicted model, not a curated record. The coding region runs from base 47 to 604 and encodes 185 amino acids. NCBI's taxonomy places the organism in Eukaryota, Metazoa, Chordata, Mammalia, Chiroptera, Vespertilionidae. The transcript is spliced from 7 exons.